UCUCAGACGGUCCGAAAAGCUGCAAUCCACAUCAAGAUGAAGGCCUACUUGCUGGUUAUCCUGCUUAUCGGCGCUGUCGCUUGCAUGGCGGACGCGGCGACCACGAGUUGCUCUUGCCCGCAGUGCAUCAUCUACGAGCCCAUCUGCGCCAGCAGCUACAAGAACGGACGUCGCGGCUUCAGCAGCGGCUGCCACAUGCGUUGCUACAACAAAUGUCACGGCACGGAUUACUUCCAGAUCAGUAAGGGAAGCAAAUGUAUAUGAAGCGACAGCAUAUUGUGAACCGGCAAUUCAACUAAAAAAGUUAUUUAUUAUUUGUCUUAGGUUUUUAAAUUUUAAUAAACU
Schistocerca nitens (vagrant locust) is the source of this 345-nucleotide messenger RNA. RefSeq names its product locustin. NCBI's taxonomy places the organism in Eukaryota, Metazoa, Arthropoda, Insecta, Orthoptera, Acrididae. The transcript is spliced from 3 exons. The record is from RefSeq and is a predicted model, not a curated record. Bases 37 to 264 code for a protein of 75 amino acids.